This is a messenger RNA of Nymphaea colorata (pocket water lily), 504 nucleotides long. Its product is annotated as pentatricopeptide repeat-containing protein At2g03380, mitochondrial-like. Bases 1 to 504 code for a protein of 167 amino acids. NCBI's taxonomy places the organism in Eukaryota, Viridiplantae, Streptophyta, Magnoliopsida, Nymphaeales, Nymphaeaceae. Gene Ontology annotation, molecular function: RNA binding; protein binding. The record is from RefSeq and is a predicted model, not a curated record. The transcript has 2 exons. Gene Ontology annotation, biological process: RNA modification.
AUGCUGCACUGCUUGAUUUUUAGCAAGUGGCUUCAUGCUUACAUGAUUAAGACUGGUUUCAACACGUCUACUGUUCUGGCCACAGCUCUGCUCGAUAUGUAUGCCACAUGUGGGGAAAUUUAUAGUGGACGCUUCUUGUUUGAUAGAAUGAGCUACAGAGACGUGAUGUGCUGGACAGCCAUGAUCUCUGUAUAUGUAUAUGCCAGUGCCGGAGACCUCAAUCAUGCAUAUAAUCUAUUUGUACAGAUGCAAAAUGCAAAGAUUAAACCUAACCAAGGGCUUAAACGUGAUAUGAUACUCAUCACUGCUCUUCUGGACAUGUAUUCAAAAUGUGGAGACCUGGAUAAAGCUGAACAGGUGUUAGCAGGAGCCCCAGAUAGGUAUAGAUGCUUGUGGAAUGCCAUGAUGAGGGCCUUUGCCAUGGGUGGCCAAGGGAAGAAUGGAUUGAAGAUAUUUCACCAACUGAAGAGCGCAGGAGUAAGACCAAAUGACAUUCAUUUAUAG